AUGGUUGGAGUAGCUGGCAAGUCAAGAGGCUGCAAUACCUGUCGAAAAAGAAAGAUUGCAUGUGACCAGCAAAAGCCUGCCUGUGCCAAAUGUAUACGCUCACAGCGAGUAUGUGGCGGGUACGAGAAAGAGAGAGUAUUCGUACUGGUUCAACCAGCAGCUGAAAAAACACAUACCUUUCUCAGACCCCACACCCUAUCUCCACAAGGAACUCCUCAGAUUGAAGCAGUCAAAUCAAAUAUAUUUAGCCCAGCGAGCGUGGUUGGAGUCAAUAAAAUCCCGCAAUCUUUCACCGAAACAAGCCCCCUAAAUGUGAUGAUGAUGCAUAGAAGCAUCGAAAGCCACAACUUGAUCCAAGCCUUCCUAUUGAACUGCUUUCCUUCAAACUGGCCCUCAACUUCACACUCUUGGAUCUCCUUACUUGGAGAGUUACCCACCAAAGUCGAGGCAUUGGAGAUAUCAAGUGCAGCAGUCGCAGCUUCAGCACUAGGAUACAUGUUCAACGACCAAGUUCUAGUCAAACAGAGUCUGACUUACUAUACUUGGGGCCUUCAACUACUACAAAAGGCGUUGCAUGAUCCACGUCUUAUGCGAGAAGAUGGAACCCUGGCGGCGUGCAUGGCACUAAGUCUUUACGAGGCCCUUGAAUGCCCUAACCUGGGAUCCGAAGGCUAUUUCAAUCAUUGUCAUGGUCUCAUCGCUCUGAUUCAAUCUCGCGGCCUUGAUGUUCAUUCUUCGGGCACCGGCAAUCGAUUGUUUCGCGGUGUUCGAGUCCCUGGGAUAUUAUUCGCCUUGAAACACCAUACCUCCACCAUCUUCUCUGAGUCUACCUGGAUGGAACAGCCUUGGAUAGGAAUACAGAAGACACCUCACGACCGGGUAACCGACUGUCUCGCCCAAGCCCCCGUGAUCCUGGAACGGGUGCGAUCAUUACCCCGUCUGAGUUUAAGCCACCAGGUUGAUUUGCUUCAUGAGUUAAUCCGUGAAUGUUGGCAAAUUGACCAAAAACUAGAUGUUGCCUAUGAUCAGAUGCAGCAAUCGGCGUCAGAUGUGCUAUACUGGCAGGUGCCGUCGCAAACAGAUCCUUUACUUCAGUCCGAACAGUUUGAGCCCCUGUUUCCAGUCGUUUUCUGUUUCCAGAACGUCCAGAUGGCUGCAACACUGAUGCUCUUGUGGGCAACACGGACGAUGGUUUGGUCGGGUCUUUCCAAUAUGUACCAGUACUUGGAAGGAAUCAUGCUCUUUGAAAUCCCAAGUAGUAUGUCCCUCGAAUCUGACUCACUCCAAAGUGUGGUUUUGGAACCGUUGGGUGUAUGCAAUCCGCUCGAUCGCUGCGGAGAGUACUUAUCCAUGGCACAUCGAGUCUGCCAAUCCGUGGAAUACUUCUUGAGAGAUGAAAUGCUAUUAGCUGGGCCAUUAUCUGUUAGCCCCGCGCUUGGAAUUGUGGUAGACAGCCUGCGGAAUCGACCUGGUCAUGAUCAAGAAAUUGCAUGGAUACAAGCAGCUCUGGAGGUAGUUCGACGGAAAGGACUUCGCGUUCUGCAACAUGUGAACUUAUAA
Molecule: messenger RNA, 1560 nt
Organism: Penicillium soppii
Lineage: Eukaryota; Fungi; Ascomycota; Eurotiomycetes; Eurotiales; Aspergillaceae
Product: Zn(II)2Cys6 transcription factor domain-containing protein
Exons: 3
Coding region: 1-1560 (519 amino acids)
Biological process (GO): regulation of DNA-templated transcription
Molecular function (GO): DNA-binding transcription factor activity, RNA polymerase II-specific; zinc ion binding
Source: RefSeq, a predicted model, not a curated record